Clonostachys rhizophaga is the source of this 489-nucleotide messenger RNA. The record is from the annotation of a GenBank genome assembly. NCBI's taxonomy places the organism in Eukaryota, Fungi, Ascomycota, Sordariomycetes, Hypocreales, Bionectriaceae.
AUGUUCCGUUGCUGUAACAUCGAUUACUUUACUGUAUUCGUUGGCAAUCAAGAUGGGAAUGUCCGAUGUAACGACUCCGCUGGCAUUUCCUCUCAGGGGCCCAUAUUGAAAAGCAGCACUGAAAAUGCCCUCACUUCCAUCACGCAAAACAUCGCAAGGUUGGCCACCGAUGCCACCUCCAUCAAACAAGAAGUGGCAAAUCUGAACAACGGACUCACAUUAUUGGAGAACAAUCUAGGCACUGAGGUCACUAAACUUCAAGGAAGACUCAGCUCAUACUUUGAUGCUCGUACCGACGGAGAUGCAACACUCUGUCCAUUGCUCAACCUUCUCUCUGGUAAGGAAAUCCGUGGAUUCCCAAGAACAAUGCGGGAUCUACAUUCACUGGACUCGCAAAGCGGAAUUGCUAUAUUGGGGCAGCUCCGAUGUAACGUCCGCGAAAACACGGUUUGGGUUUUGCGAGAGCGCCUGCGUGACGAAAUUCUCUAA